CCGGAAGAAGGUCAUAGGCACCGCAUUCAAGAUGGCGACUCCCGUGUGUCAGUGUUAUCAAAUAUGUAUGAGAAGGAGUCUGACAUCAUUCCCUUCCUCCUACCUGCUGCUUCCCAACAGACCCAAUGCGUACAGGAGGACACAUUGGCUACUCACAAGCAUGGCACAGGUUUCCCCUUCACCUCUUCUACAGGUAAGGUAUUUGUCAGGGGAAAGAGGUAGCGGCAGAAAAGGUUUCUUGGGGGAAUUUUUGGACAACAUCAAGCAGGAGCUGAACAAGAACAAGGAAAUGAAAGAAAACAUCAAGAAGUUCCGAGAAGAAGCCAAAAAACUUGAGGAGUCCGAUGCUCUUCAACAAGCCCGGAGAAAAUAUAAAACUAUAGAGUCUGAAACAACAAAGACUUCUGAGAUUUUCAAGAAGAAGUUGGGUGACAUCUCUGAGACUGUUAAAGAGGGCUUAGAAGAAGUCAGCCGUACAGAUAUCGGGAAGAAAAUCAAAGAAGGAAUGGAGGAAGCAGCCAAAACUGCAAAGACCUCUGCAGAAAGUGUCUCAAAGAGUGGAGAGAAGUUGGGGAAGACCGGCGCUUUCAAAGCAAUAUCGCAGGGCAUGGAAAGUGUAAAGAAAGAGAUCGGUGACCUGGGCCAUACGGGUCCGUAUCGGCCUCCAGCCAGACUGCGGAAAAGGAGUGAAUUCUCCUCGAAGGGAUCAGCGGAGGACAGCAAGGUCUUUGAAGCCAACGAGGAAGCUAUGGGCGUUGUACUCCACAAAGACUCCAAAUGGUACCAACAGUGGAAGGAUUUCAAAGACAACAAUGUGGUCUUCAACAGGUUUUUUGAGAUGAAGAUGAAAUAUGACGAGAGCGACAACGCCUUCAUCAGAGCGUCUCGUGCCGUCACCGACAAGAUGACUGACCUUAUAGGUGGACUGUUUUCAAAGACUGAGAUGUCUGAGGUAUUAACAGAGAUUUUAAAAGUGGAUCCUUCAUUUGACAAAGAUUCAUUUCUCAAGCAGUGUGAACGAGAUAUCAUCCCCAAUAUACUGGAGGCGAUGAUCAGAGGGGAACUGGAGGUUCUGAAGGACUGGUGUUAUGAAGCGACAUACAGCCAGCUGGCACAUCCAAUUCAACAAGCCAAAGCCAUGGGGCUUCAGUUCCACUCGAAGAUCCUGGACAUCGACAAUAUUGACCUGGCCAUGGGUAAGAUGAUGGACCAGGGCCCUGUGUUGAUCAUCACAUUUCAGGCUCAGUUAGUGAUGGUGAUCCGAAACACCAAAGGAGACGUGGUGGAAGGAGACCCGGAAAAAGUGCUGAGGAUGAUGUAUGUGUGGGCUCUUUGUCGAGACCAGGAGGAGCUCAACCCAUACGCGGCCUGGAGACUUCUUGACAUCUCUGCCUCGAGCACUGAGCAGAUCCUUUAAGACUCUUUGUGAUAAGCACAGAACGCACUCAUUCAGGGAGGGGACAUACUGUACCUGGAGCUGGCUGUAAGGACGGGGAAGAGGAAGACGGGAAAGAUGAAGCUCAAGCUUAUGUCACCGCGAAACCUCUGUAGAUUCAUGUUGGACAACACUUGGUGCUUUGAUUUCUACUUUUUGUUUUUUUUUUCUUUACGUCCCUUUUAUCUGAAGUGUAAAAUGAUGUUGAAUUCUUCAGUUGUUCCUGGCAGUCCCUCUUGCUUACACAGGGGGGCAGUAGAGUACCAAAAAACGUUCACUGAGACUAUCUUCUUAAUGACCUUUCAGGUUUAAUUCUGUCCAGUGCGUUCAGCUUUCCUCGUUUAAAUGUAUUUUCAUAAAUUCAAGACAAUGGAUUGGGAGUAGUUUAGUAACUGCAAUCCCAAGUUAUAAGAUGGUGGCAGUUUCUGAAAACUGCCCCCUCUCCCCAGCCAGGGUGAUCAGUCGUCUUUCUCUUCCUCUCCUCUCUUCGGUGUUGAUAUCUCAGUGACUGAUGGUAUCGGUGCCAAUCGGUGUUCUCCCACCUUUUUUCUGCAAGGAUCGUUACCCUUAUUUGUAUGAUAAUCAGUCAGUGUAAUUUUGAAACUGUAACAAAGUUUAUAUUUAUUAUUGAAAAUAAAGAUUAAUGCUGCUUUC
Molecule: messenger RNA, 2089 nt
Organism: Salarias fasciatus (jewelled blenny)
Lineage: Eukaryota; Metazoa; Chordata; Actinopteri; Blenniiformes; Blenniidae
Gene: timm44
Product: translocase of inner mitochondrial membrane 44 homolog (yeast)
Exons: 13
Coding region: 32-1417 (461 amino acids)
Biological process (GO): protein import into mitochondrial matrix
Cellular component (GO): mitochondrial inner membrane
Molecular function (GO): protein-folding chaperone binding
Source: RefSeq, a predicted model, not a curated record